GAGGAAAUUUCCUGGACACUUUGUCGCGCUAAUGAAAGGCUACUGCGCCCGGCCAUCCUUUCCCCCAUUUUUUCUCGACGUUUCAUCAGCAAGCGCAGGCAGCCUAGGGCUUUUUGCCGAUCUGCGCCUAUCAGAAUCGAUCAAUCCAUCAACCCAAAAGAGUGGAAAGGUGGAGGGAAAUCUGGAACAUUGGCCAUCUGCAGACGCACACCAACGGGGAAAGAAUGAGACAGAGAUAGUUGAGAUGGAGAAGAAGCGUCAAGUACAGUCAACCGUCGGAAAUGCUUCUAUUGCGCCAGGCUUCUAUAGCCGCCAUUGAUUGAAAGUAGGCUCGCCUUGGAGACAAAGGUCACCGUUCAUUACCCGUCCCCCUGCUUUUGUUCUCGCCCUCGCCCACUCCAGCCCUCCUCUCCAUCGCAUUACCGCACAACACAGCAUGGACGACGACUACGGGACUGGUGUUCCCGAUGCACGGGCACCUUCUGGCUCGCAUUCAUACCACUGCUCCCACAACAGAUCAUACUCCGAGGCGCCCCACGACGUCGCCCACUCUUCGGCGACCUCGUCAUUUGCAAGCGACCAACCUCUCACCGCCGUCCUCGGACAUCACCCUCACCAUCCUCCCCAUUCUUGUUCCCCCGUUCACAUAAGACACCAUGCCAUCUCAACAGCCCGCGUGCCUCACAGCAGAGUGUCCUCUGCCGGGCACUAUGGCACACAUGCAGACGAGAUCGCCUAUGCCAUGUUGGCAGUCGUCAUCGGUAGAGCAAGUGCCAGUGACCUCAGAACUGUAAUCGGCAAAAAGAGAACAAGGUGUGGUAUGAUUGUGCAGAACGAGCGGCGGCCUAAUAUACAAACAAGGAGAAGUAGCAGCGUGGCGUCCGUGAAACGUCCACAUGGCAGUCCAACCUCGCAAACAUCGUUUAAACUGUUAACGCUCGACCCUCGAACUUUGCCAACACUUCCUAUCCCACUUCCACCUGUUGAUCAUAUCCUUGAUCCUCCAAAAGAUGGAGAUUUCUUCUCUUCUUUUAUUCCUCCAGAAAAAAGCGGAUGGUAUGACAGCAUUCCUAGAAGCUCCAGUGCUCCGAGCGUACCUUUUCUGGCUCUGGAAAGACGGGGGAGCAAUGCGUCCCUCACCAGUGCGAUGUCUGUUGACACCCAUUUGGUCGCGCAGAAAACCUUUCUUAAUGCUAGCCAGCCUCACGACCAUGAUGCGCCACGCAUCAUACGAUAUAAUCCACUCGAGCCAUUAAUCUCCUCUCCCGAGACCGCUACUUUCGACCAUCGCGCAGCUACGCCUCAAACGCAUCAAGCAAUGCUGGAUGUUCGCCAAUCUGAACCUCAUGGGCGGUACAAUACUUUUGAGCUCAUGGCUCAUGAUUCAGCAGGCGUAACAUCCUACCUAGAUCCCGAUUUAUCGGCGACCUUUCGUAAGCGCAUGGCCGAAUCGAGCUCGUCAAGAAAUAAUGACGGAGAUGCACGAGUGAUGGGGCCGGAUACAAUGGGAGUUUCGUCAGAUAAUGCUUGGGUCGGUGAAAGCAGAAGUGGAAAAGAGGUAUUUUCAGAGUCGGAAUGGACGUUUGAAGAGCCAAUCUUGAAGGCCAUGGGAGAUGCGGUGCGGGGUAAGAUCGAAAUGAUAAAGGAAAUUGAUCAUUACCAUGUAGCAGAAUAUGGGUGUCACAAAGAGACCCCAAACCCAAUAAUUGCCGAAGUUAUCGAAUCUCUUUGCCUUCGCUCAACUAGCAAAUCGCCCAAAGUAUUUUCCGUCACUCACCAAGCCAAUCCUGAUUUCGACACUCGCGCCCUUCAAUAUAAUCUGGCAUCCCAAGCCUCUUCAUACCGCAAGAUUGGCAAGCUGCCAUUAGCCCCUUCCCCCCUUAUACUCACAUCAUUCUCCUUUGCAGGAUUUACGGAGAAUGCCUUACCUGCUGACACAGUCGACUUUGCUCUCUGCGCUGGAGAAUUAAGCAAGCUACAAGGGGAAAUAUCACCAAGGCCUUUCUCCGCGUUCGCCAGCCAAGCAGAUGAAAAGGAGAAGCAGGCAAUAAAGGAUUUGGUAGACUGGUUAGAAGCGAAAUCAAGAGAAGUGAAAAAGGGAGGCAUCUUGGUGUGCUGGAUGGUAAUCAGGACCCGACAGCCCCCUGAAAGUACAUCUUCUUGUGAUUCUCUACCGCAUCCCCCAAAAGCGUCGCCUUACCGUGCCCCGGCCUCUUUCCCCAACUCUCCAAAUAUCAACCUAUUUACCCCCCAUCCUCACGCUCCUCUCACAGAGAUUCAUCCGUCCAUCUUGCCACAUCAGAACCACCACCUUACUCCCUCUACACAAUCCACACUGCCGACAAGAUACCGCACUGACAUAUUCCAACUCAUCAGUCAAGCUCUCAGCCCUGCGAUUCAGAGCUUGGUGACAUUGGGCGAGAUCAGAACGCACGUCGCACCAGCGCUGGUUGAUAUACCUUACUGGCCCAGGACAUUGGCUAGUGUGCAGGCCGCUCUGGGCCAGGCAGAGGAUUGGGAAGUCAUCAUUGACCGGGAUGAAGUGAAUGAAGACGAAACGGGGGAUAAUUUGGAACAUAUGUUGGAUGACAUGGAUGUCGACAGUUCUUCUCCAAUUUCCAAGGACUCGGAGGGCUUUGACGUUGAUAAGCCACUCAAGGCGUCUAGCAGAGCAAAGACAGCAGCUGAGAGUCACUAUCCCCCUGAAGAGGUUCGAGAAUGGGCACAAGCAGGUGUCAGGAUUCACAGACUGAUGCACCCAGCUUGGAAGGCUUUUCACCAGGGGAGGAUUGACCGGCAGGCUUAUGCCAGGCGAAUUGCGACGUACUGUCACUCCGUGUAUGGACCGCAUCUAAAAAAGGUAUUGAGGGAAAAGGGACGAAUGGACAUUAGUCAGUGCGAGAAUACUGUACAAGAGAUGUUUAAGAUACUCGCUGAAAAGUGCGAACUUGGCGCGCUUAGUGCACUUGCGAUAGACAUCGGCGUGAUAGUCCUUCGCCGUAAAUAAUUGUCUGAUUCGGCCACUCGUGCGCCCACAUGCUUUAUUUUCCACCUGCUGUAUUUCAUCUCAAUUUCCAACUUCUGCGCAUUACUAGAUGUUUUUUUACAUUACUAGACAUUUUUAGAAUAGGAGUACAAAUGUGCUUUCACCUGUUGAAGAUAAAUUAGGUUUGUGGACGAAAACGAAUGCUCCAGGAUUGCUGUGUGUGCAUGCAAACAUUCAUAGACAG
This is a messenger RNA of Cryptococcus deneoformans JEC21, 3230 nucleotides long. RefSeq names its product expressed protein. The transcript has 4 exons. The coding region runs from base 437 to 3007 and encodes 856 amino acids. NCBI's taxonomy places the organism in Eukaryota, Fungi, Basidiomycota, Tremellomycetes, Tremellales, Cryptococcaceae. The record is from RefSeq and is a predicted model, not a curated record.